Molecule: messenger RNA, 2230 nt
Organism: Purpureocillium takamizusanense
Lineage: Eukaryota; Fungi; Ascomycota; Sordariomycetes; Hypocreales; Ophiocordycipitaceae
Exons: 1
Coding region: 664-1833 (389 amino acids)
Cellular component (GO): SAGA complex
Source: RefSeq, a predicted model, not a curated record
ACUUGCCUCAACUCCGACUCUUCCAACUCUAUCAUAUCCAUAACCUCACCCUGCAGGCUCCAAGGCGCACCGCCAAAGGCUAUUCCGCCGCCCGCCACUCUGUUCAUGACACGUCGCGACGACUACAUAAUGGGCUGAGCCUGCUCUGCCGACGGCCCUCCCCUGCUCCUGACUUCCUCAACUUUCCUCGGCAUUUGCCUGCCUGCGUCAAUCAGCUUAUCGCCUCUCGUCAACCCCCUUCCUCGAUAGACGCGCGACCCGACCCCUCCACGCGAAAGUGCACCCCGCAUACUGCAACUGUGCCGCAUUCUUCAACUCGCAUCGCGACGAGCUGCAUGAGGAACCGCGACCGACUGGUUCGACGCUGCCCAUCAUGUAGGCAUAUCUCCCUCUCUGUUCCCGCCACCUUCCCGCCUUCGCCUAUUCGCACCCAGACCCCGGUUGUCCCUGCGAGCUCUCAGAAAUGCCAUCAUGUUGAGCGAUGCUUUGUGGUCACGUCUUUCUCCUCCGCCUUUCCAUCGUCAUAUCGCAGCAUUGCUUCGUCUCCCCCCUUGGUCUAUUUUGGCUCGUUAUUUUUCUCCCUCUUAGUGCAACCUAUUCUGAUCGAGUCCUUCUUGCGAGGCGUUAAGGGACGGCAGCGAGCUGGACAGGGAGGCAGACAGCAUGGCUGACGAGAAGAGACAGCGGCGCAGCGAGCUUGCCAAGCUCCAAGAAGAGCUAGGCCCGUACUUCCAAACGAAGCCGUCGCCGCGUCGCGAGGGCAGCAUGUCGCAGCGCAACAACCGCAGCGGGCGCGGGUCCGGCCGCAACGGCGGGGGCGGCAGCGGGGCCCACCAGCAGCACGGCGAGGAGGUGCAGAUCUGGGAUGGGUGCAAAGCGCAGAUGGCCGAGAUCGUCCAGGGCAUCAACGCCGAGAACGACUCGCUCGGCGAGCUCGUCGACAUGGACAAGCGGGUGGGCGCCAUGGACCCGGACCGCAUCCCUGGCGACUCCCUUAAGCAGAUGGAGCAGCUGUGCCGCAAGGGCGUCAAGUUUAGCGAGGCCAACAUCGCGAGCCUCAAGAGCGUGACGGAACAGCUUAAGAUCCUCAAAGCCGUCGUGGUGGCGAAAGAGCAGUCGGAGACGGCGGCGACGGCCGGGCCGAGCAAGCGGACGGCCUCUACGAGGGGGGAGAGCGCGGCCGCAGCCGCUGCUGCUGCCGCGGCGGCGGCGUCGUCGCUGUACGACUUUGACGGGGCGGGAGACUCGCCGGUGCCGAGCCCCAUCGGCGGCGAGCGGGGCGAGCGCGACCGGUCAUCGAAGCGCCACGGCGGGGGAGACCGGUCCAGCAACCGCGACAGGGACAGCAUGCCGCCCAAGGCGGACAGCGUGGAGCCACCGACGUCGGUGUCGGGGGGCGGCGCGGGCAACACCAACAAGUCCAAAGUGGUCUUUUCCAAGGGCGACGCAGUGGCGUUUAAGCCCAAGGCGGCCAACGGCGAGCAGUCGUCGGACUGGAUCCUGGGCGAGGUGGCGGCGGUCAUGGGCGAGGGUAAAUCGCGGCGCUACAAGGUGCUGGACAUUGAGCCCGACGAUCAGAGCAAGCAGAAGGAAUACCGGUCGAGCGCGAGCAGCAUGAUUGCCAUUACGCCAGAGAGCCAGGCGGGCAGCCUGCGCGACUGGGACUCGGGCAAGGUGGUGCUGGCGCUGUACCCGCAGACGACGACGUUUUACAAGGCCGAGGUGGACAGCAUGGCCGAGGACGGGCGGGUCAACCUCCGGUUCGAGGGCGAGAACGACUCGACGAUGCUGCAGCAGGUGGAGCGGCGGUUCGUGAUUGAGUAUCGGGCGUGAGGACAUGGUGUCUCAUGACGGAUGGCGAGGGCUUUGGCUUCGUGUUUGCGUAUUGAAGGCGGGGUGGCCAUGUCUACUUGCUGGGUGUUUUACGGCGUUUUGUAUUGAUGCCCGGAGUGCGGAGGCAUUCCCAGUAUAGGGAUUUGGGGGGAGUGGCUUUUGAUGGUGAUUGCUUUAUGUGUUAUACCCAGGAGUUGGUAGAGAACGUGGGCUGCCUAGUAGGUAUGGGUAUCUCGCCAGGCAUGGAGAUGUAGCUGCAAAGAGUUGUAUUUUUUUGUGUCUCUAUUCUAUGUCUUGCCAUUGGGCCUUCAUAUGGCUCGCCGAGCAUGAUGUCGGAGUGCGUGUGUUGCAUCAUUUUGGUGAUGGACCGCAGGCGCGGCCAACUAACAAGUUUCCC